This is a messenger RNA of Bacillus rossius redtenbacheri, 5737 nucleotides long. RefSeq lists its product as uncharacterized. NCBI's taxonomy places the organism in Eukaryota, Metazoa, Arthropoda, Insecta, Phasmatodea, Bacillidae. The transcript has a single exon. Bases 294 to 1637 code for a protein of 447 amino acids. The record is from RefSeq and is a predicted model, not a curated record.
GAUGGCUUUCUCAUAAGCGCCACUCUCGUUGUUUCUACGAUAAACGAUGAACGAACCCUCUGCGGAAACGCGACCGGCGGUGAAGGCUGAAACAUCUUCUCCGGAUUUGUUGGGGAGAGCAUUGAACAGUUGGACUGCGCGGUUGGCCGGCAAUUGGGGUGCACCCAACAGCUUGGCCGAAUAGUAUAUAAUUGCAAUGCAAACCACGACUAUGAUGAUAGCCCAUAUAUCGACCCGUAUCAUGACAAGCGACAAAAAGCAAAUAAUUUGAUGCGAAUAUUGCGUGUAUCAGAAUGCUAGGGAUAGGGUUCUUAUCUUGUCUGUUUUUGUACGUUCUUUUGGCAUUUUUGAUUAAACCAUUCAAUAGCGGCAAAGCUCCGACUCUCGAACCAAGAAAGUUAUGGAUCUUCUUGCGAAAUGGAGAGAAAGCCAGUCACGCAACCGCAAACGUAGGCGGGGCGAUUAGUGACCUACGCUUGGUGAAUAGCUCCUUGAGCACCGUAGACGGUGCAUUUCGCGCACUUCCCUACAUCGAUACUUUGGGCGUGGUGACUGUAAAUGGGGUCCCCACUCGAUCUGUAGAACGUGAAAUACGUCGUGGUAACUUAAGAAAUGCCUUAUCAGGCAUGCGUGUGAGCAACACGCUAAGCGCGGCCCAAGAGUCGAGCUUCAAAUCUCUGAUUCGCAACCAAACCCCCGAUAUUUUCGUAGACUCGAUACAAACGCGCGCGAGCAGCGCUCGCACAGCAAAUCCAGAUGUGGCGAUACCGGCCAGAACCACCGGAGCGGAACUGGAAGCAUCCUUGACGCCGGCGGGCAAGGCAAAAGUUGAGAACGCUUGGACCAAAAUAGUCGAAGCAUCCAAAGGUGCAGUGGUCACCGGAGUAUUUGUAGGCUUUGGCGUGGUGGUCGCGGCGACAUUGUGGGACCAACUGAAUGCUGCCACAAAGUCAAGAAACGGAUGCUAUCUAGUCCAAACGGUUAAUAACAAAACCACAGCAUGUAAAAUUACCGGCAGAUCGUGCGGUAGUACGGAUCUGUCCACCGGCGUAACCGCGUGCGCGUCUGCAAUCUUAGGCACGCUUGGCUAUAACGCGUAUUUGGCCGGUAGGCAAUCUUUGACUAACACGGCGCUCGCGACGCGAAUCACAACCGAAGUCGGUGUGACUCUAACAGAUUCAAACACGAAUCCACUAUCCUUGACCGGACAACAAUUGAGCGACCUAAAUUCCUUGGCCAACUCCUUGACCGCCUCCGAUUUUUCUACGGACCUUUGUACGUUGGCAAAUAAAACAUCGGGGUGCGUGGGUUGCGACCCCUCCGCCGGACUGGGCACACCGGAAUAUUGUGCGGCCGAGGGCCUCGCGGCAAAUUAUACCAUUCAAUGUGUUACAAACUCCACCAUCGCCGACACCUUGGUCGAGGCUGCCACGGCAGCCGGCACAUCUGUCCUAGAUUCGAUAACGGGAAGCUUAUCUGGAGCUUCGGGCGGUUCCGGAUCUAUCAGAACCAUAGCCAUUUGGGCUGCGGUGAUAAUAGUGGUCGCGAUCGUAUUGGCCGUCGUCUUAAGAUUGGUACAAAGUUCGCGAAGUCGUAGUGUCCAAGCCGCACAAGGUGGGGGAAGCGUUUUUACUUAAUAUUAUUAAGGAACCUGCGUGUAUUUAGAUACAAGAUGCAGGCAGAUCAUACCGUACCCAUCCCAAUCUACAUACUGGGAUUGCCGAAACCGGAAUUGGGUGCAGUCAUCAAGCAUUUGAUUCUACUCGAUGCGGCAAGGCGUGGCUACAGCUCAUUGUAUAAUUUAGAUUGGAAACUACACAUCGGUAUAUACUCUGCCGUGCGAUACAGAUUCACUUUUAAUUUUGUACAAGAAACGGAUAUUGCUAUUUUGGUGCCAAAUCUUAACGCCUUGAAAGUGGUGCAACCAGACGACGAAACACAUCAUCCGCCACCGGCCAAGAAACCACUUUUAUUUUUCGGCCCCGAUGGAUACGGCCAUCCAGAACUUCGAGAAGAAGAAGACCGAGACGGUGAAGAAAAAUAACACUAACUUGGAGCGAAUGCAAACUCUUCAACGGUGGUACGAUCGACUGGUCGCGGGGCCUGGGAGCAACUUUCCAACAUCUUGCCGCGAAUUGACUUGGGCAAUGUCGUAUCAUUCCGAUUCCUGGUUCAAUUGGCAACCGACGAGUGCGGGUCUCGGGGAAUGUGGAAAUGUGUCUGCUGUUCGUGUAUUGAUGUCGUCCAAAAAUAAUCUGGAGAACGCCGAUGUUCAUCCACUCGGCGUACAUUGCAGCGUGAGGCUUCAAAGCGAAAAAUCGCAAGCUGUUUUGAAUGUCAAACGUCUACGAACCAAGGAAGAAACGUUUGACGUACCAUUCACGCCGCAACUUCAAGCUGAUAUUUUAUAUUCGAAAGCAAAAGAUCCAAAGUGGGUUCGAAUAGUGUCGAAAAAAAAGAGGGACGACCGAAUCGUGAGCGGUAUGAGACUGGUGUCCGAUGUGGCUGCACAUGUUUGGUUAUCGGAAAGCAUCGUUGAGGUGUACGUGAAGAAUCCCAAAUGGCGAAGUAUACUUCAUCAUUUGCAAAACGACGAUCAUGUGGAAAGAAUUGUUUUUUGUUCGGAUUGUAAAGAAAUCAAAAAGAUUUGCGACAAACCCACCAGCUUUUCUAACAUCUUGGCCUUCUAUUUCUGCUACAUGCAGAACACGAACGAUUUGUCCAUAGAGACAAAGACCGACGCUCAAAGCUUGGUGGUGUACGUUACAUUAGCGACCCUCUUGAUGAACGUCGACAAUUUGAAGCGACGGGGGAAUUGGACAACGCCAAUCGAGGCGUUGAGCGGCGCAGAUCCGCAACGCACCCUCAGGCGAAUGGCGGACGAUUUGGAACCAGCCACCGAUUACGACAGGCGUCUGAGCUUCGAAGCCGAGGGCAUAUGCUGUCCCAUCGACGAACAUUUGCAUCAAAAAUUUUCUGGACUAAAGCGACGACACGUUUACUCGCUGGACAACGAGAGGGAUGUCAGAGUAAUCAUGCAGCGCAGCUUGGUUGGAGGAUUCGGUCCUCACGAGGUUGUAGUUGAUGGAUUUAGUUUAAGUUGAUUGUAUUGGGUUUAAAUAAAAAUUGAUUUAUCUCUAUUGGCAAACGUUAUUUUCCCAUCCUUGAGGCAAACGCACAGACCACAGCAGAUUGUGGGUACAAAACUAGUAUAUUUUACGCACGAGUCACAAUCGAGGUGAUAACUUUUUGAUAUGUUUACUGGAUAUCUAAUUUUAACACCUCCACAUCCCAUGUAAUUCACCAAAUAUGGUUCAUCAAACAAUAAAUUUAUAGUUAAAUCAUCUUUAGAUUCAGGAUCCAGUAGUCUGAUGGGUAAAAGAGAUAUUUUUUGCCCACCAUGGGAUUUAAACCAUUGUGAUAUCGAAUCCCCAGAAAUGUUGUCGAAUUCUCCUUCAAUGCAAUAGUAUGCAUUUCUUCCGUUCCAUUCGGUGCACGAUAUUACUACUGAUUCCUGGGCAAGUGCGGCAAAUAGCAUCAUUGCCGUGGUCGCAGCUGCCGUAAUGGUGAAUAAAUGCAUGAUCGUAGUUUACUUUCGAGUUAAUAAUUUCACGUCCUGUAAUAAUGUAUAUUUAUGAAAUAUCAUCGGGUGUGUUGUCUAUUUGCUUGAUUUUUUUCGUCACACCAACCAUAUCCGGCUUAUAGCGACGUUUACGCUUUUUCCCAAAUUGAAUUUCUGGUACAACAUUUUUCGUGCCAGCAUCAACGUCAGACACACGUUCUUUAUCCCCAUCCGGAACCCCUCUUUCCAUUUCAUCUUCCAGAUCAGAAAAUGCCGAAAUGGACGAGGAUGAUGAUUCUUCAUCCGAGGGUUUGCGUUCGGGUUCUCCCUCACUUACGACUGCCUCAUCAGCAGCAUUUUUGAUUUUCAGAAGGGAAUAAGGAUCUACUACUGGCAAAUCUUCCCAUUUCUUAGUCUUCAAAAGAUCACGUAAUGUCUCUUCGGAGGGGGGGGGUGUAGGUGUUUUCAACUUGGGCCAGAGUUAUUUCGUUUGGUUGUUCGGGUUCAAAGGCAACGAUUGAGGGUGGGUCCGCUGAAGGUGGGACAGAGUCGGAGAUCUGUUGUUGUUGCGGAUUUAAUGACGAAUAAUCGAUUUCAAAUUCAGAUUCUUUCUUACUCUCUUCCACUGAUGUGGCCAGAGCACCUAUAGAAUCGCUAAACAACUGCAUCAGCAUGUUCAUUCCCACAGUCACCCACAAAUUUGCGGGUUUUUUACUUUUAUUUUUCGACGAAUUAAGAAUUGCCAUGUACUCACUUUCGGAAACUUGCGUGUCGAUAUUUUCGGGCUUCAGGUAGUCUAAUACUGGGAAUUGUUUAAUGAAUUUUCCUUUGGCCAUUUUCAAGGAACCCUUCACGAUGUUUUUACCAAUGCGUAUCAAGGUGACUGUUGGUGCGGCAGCUGUAGAAACUUGAUGAAAAUUAAUUACUUCAUUUAUGUCAACUUUACUUUUAUUUUUCAAGAAAGACAUAGCGUACUUGUCACGUUUUACAUAAGCUAUCAUUAAUUCUCGGAUGUAGGCAUCAGUCACAUCGUCAGGUAUAAUGUCGGGAUGGCCGGUGUCGUGGGGUGUGACAAUAUUGUCUGCCAUUUUGUGUAUAGUGUUAAUAAUUAUGAUAUCUCUACCACGCGUCGAUCUCACUUCAUACACGGCCUACGUAUCCAAAUUAGAUGCGGCAUUGGCAGAUGAAGAGCUAUCCAAACUGAUAAAUGCGAAUGCGUUACAAAAUCUACCCUCUGUAACUCUGGAAACUAACAAUGCCGACGUUCAAAAUGUCCAAAAAUGCCAAGACUCUGCGGUGUGGCUGGCGCAAGAAUAUACUCCUGCUCUAGAAUUAACCUGUAAGACUGCUUGUGGGUCAAAUGGUACGGUCGUACAAAUCAGCGAUGCCGACGAAUAUUAUCACAGAGGAACUAGACUCACCUCGGGAGUUUGGUGCAUAAUAAAUCCACCAAAUUGUAACCUUAGGACUACCUACGUGGUAGCAACACUCUCGGGAACCACGUGUCGUACAAAGUAUCCUAAUUUAUUUGGUGGAUCGACGGGUGAUAGGAUUGUUGCAUGUUCCGAUGCUGCAUACGAUACAGGCGGGGUAUUAUGGGAUUAUAAUCGAAACGAAGCGGUAGACCCUAGUACUGUGGAGAUGACUAACGAGGAUGAAUUACUUGCAGAUGGUCAGUACCGAUUCAGAUGCAAAUUUGGAGACGAUCAAGAUGGAAAUGCGUGGUUGCCACACCCACUGAAUAGGUUUCAUCCAUUACGGGAUCCUUGCACGAACACAAUCUACAGAGCUCAUCGUACAGUGGGUGCAAAUGUCAGCGCUACCGGAUGGAGUUGUGAUUGCGGCGAUUCCGCUGUUACGCGCGUCAAAAAUUUAAACUCUUCGGAUGUGAAAAGUACUUGUACGAGUUGCUUUCGCGAGACGCUAGAAGGAAAGAGUCAACAACCUUACGAUUGCUUUACUGUUAACUCGGAUUAUUUGGCCAUCAACAAUCUUCCCCCUUGCUUGGGAACGGCUUUGACUAAUUUUGGAAAUAAAUGUGGUACUGUUUCAUUGGAUUUAAAUACCAUAGGAUCUACCCAAGAUGAGUAUCUUGGGCCGACGAACCUGGCCUCGGGCGCUUUGGGUAAUCGAUUCGCUAUAGCACAUAAAAAAUUGCUUUAAUGUUAUUUUUUU